Messenger RNA from Podarcis muralis (Common wall lizard), 1299 nucleotides. RefSeq names its product small nuclear ribonucleoprotein polypeptide B2 (gene SNRPB2). Gene Ontology annotation, molecular function: RNA binding. The record is from RefSeq and is a predicted model, not a curated record. Lineage: Eukaryota; Metazoa; Chordata; Lepidosauria; Squamata; Lacertidae.
GUUCCCCCUCAGUGGCGGUUGCACGCUAUAAGGGAAAGCUUCACCGAGGGCCGAGAGGGAAGAGCGGAAGUGCACCUCACCUCUGGCCGGAAACGGAAGGGAAGGAAGAAAAGGAGGCAUGUCGGGUGGUGGCGCGCUGGAGGAGGCGGUUUGAGGCAUCGAGACGAGCCCUCAUCAUUUAGUGGCUAGAGCGUUGGGACUUGGACUGGGGAGACCUGGCUUCCAGUCCCUGCGCAGCCACAAAGCUGUCUGGGUAGGCUUGGGCCAGUCACUAUAUCUCAGGUCAGUUUGACGGAAAUUAAAAGAUGGAUAUCCGACCAAACCACACACUGUAUAUCAAUAAUGUUAAUGACAAAAUUAAAAAGGAAGAACUGAAGAGAUCUCUGUAUGCACUGUUUUCUCAGUUUGGCCACGUAGUGGACAUUGUGGCUCUAAAGACGAUGAAGAUGAGAGGACAGGCCUUCGUUAUAUUUAAAGAACUUGGCUCCUCCACCAAUGCCCUGAGACAGUUGCAAGGCUUUCCAUUUUAUGGUAAACCAAUGCGCAUCCAGUAUGCAAAAACGGAUUCCGAUGUGAUUUCUAAAAUGCGUGGUACGUUUGCUGAUAAAGAGAAAAGGAAAGAGAAGAAGAAGAUCAAGUCCUUGGAACAGUCUGCUAAUGCUGCAAAGAAGCCAAAUCAGGGAGCAAACCAGAAUUCAGCAAAUUCCCAAGCAAACUCGCAGAAUCAACAGGUGCCUGAUAAUCCACCGAACUACAUACUUUUCCUCAACAACUUGCCAGAAGAGACCAAUGAAAUGAUGUUGUCAAUGCUGUUCAAUCAGUUCCCUGGUUUCAAAGAAGUGCGCCUGGUGCCCGGCAGACACGACAUCGCAUUUGUGGAGUUUGAAAAUGAUGGGCAGGCUGGAGCCGCUCGCGACGCCCUCCAAGGAUUCAAAAUUACCCCUUCGCACGCAAUGAAAAUCACUUAUGCCAAGAAGUGAUGGAAGGAAACUAGGAUCCCUGAAGGACUUGCUUAGUUUGGUUUUUCUUUCCCCCUACAUGCUGUAGGGUAAUUUGGAUUGACUGAAGUGUGGUUCCUUGAAUUUAAGGAAAACAUCUGGUAUGGCAUUGUUGGGAGUUAGCCAGCACAAGUAUGUAAAGAUUCUAAACACAUUCAAGGAAUGCCAGCUGAAAAGCUGGAAGCUGUAAAAUUUGGUUGUUGUACAUAAGUCCAUUUUGUAUACUGUGACUGGAGGGGCUCCUUCACAGUAAAGUUACCUGUUCAGAAAUAAAGGUGCAUUUUCUCUCUUGAAACAGUAA